This is a messenger RNA of Ornithodoros turicata, 1574 nucleotides long. Its product is annotated as P2X purinoceptor 7-like. NCBI's taxonomy places the organism in Eukaryota, Metazoa, Arthropoda, Arachnida, Ixodida, Argasidae. The coding region runs from base 1110 to 1559 and encodes 149 amino acids. The record is from RefSeq and is a predicted model, not a curated record. The transcript is spliced from 3 exons.
CCUGGCAAUGCCGACAUGUGCCAAAAAAUGAAGGCCAAGUACACCCCAAGAGCUGACCGGAUGAUCUUGCCAGAGCAUUCAUCCCGGCCAUUCGAAGUAAUACAUCUUGAUUUUGCCGAGCUCAGGAAGAAAUCCGACAUCGUAAGGAAAACUCAAGCGUUCCUACUGGCCAUCGAUGAACACACCCGCAUAGUCAACACCCGCCCAGGGGGGGAAGACUCAGUCAGUGUGAUCACGCUGCUCACAAGGGAUAUCUUCAAGAACACAAAGGUGAUCGUUUGUGACAACGGCCCUGCGUUCACAAGCAAACGCCUCGCCGCAUGGCCCCAAGAGAAGGGCAUCCAGCUGAAGUUCACAGCCCCGUACCACCCCGCGGCAAACGGCAUGGCUGAACGCGCGAUUCGGGACGUGAAGCAGUUCGUUCAGCUAUAUCCAGACUUCCCCGGAGGAUGGAAGACCUGCCUGGAAGCGGCUACGCACCACCACAACCGCUCAUACAACCAAGCAAUCGGUUGCUCCCCACAUUUUGCCAUGUACGGUGUUUCACCUGUCCUACAGGCCGACCGACUGCUGGGCAUCGCCGACAACGUCUCUCUGAACGAGAAACGCAGGACACCCUCACAGAUUCAUCGAUACAGACAGGCUAUGAAGGAGCACUUCGAUCGCCGUCACAGUCACCGCAUUCCAGACAUAGUCGUGGGCGACCUCGUCCUCAUUCGUAAAGGCACACUGGACAGGGCGCCGCCACAGGGACCAUUCGUGGUGGUCCAAACCGCCUCGAAGCAGGGGGUACUAAAGACUAUUGGAUACAGACUUCCGGAAGACGACCGAUUGCACAUUGCCUCUAUCAGCAAUAGUCUGAAAUACAAUCCCAGGAGGGAUUACUCCAGACCCCCGGGGCCUAUGUAAGGUGCCAACGAGGAGGACGAGAGGGUGGGGUCACGAGGAAGAAAGAAGAGGACACAGUUUUGGACUAUUGGGUUCCUUCGAGAAGGAACGUAACAUCCAGCAUACCAAACCUGAGUGCCCUCGAGCUUCGGAUAAUCGAACGGUCACGCCGGCAAAACUUCUGUUCGUAUGACAGCACGCCGGAGAGUCAACACGACACGAUGCCAUCCGCGGAGUCGUCGACGGAGGACGAAUUGCCUCCAUCGCCGUCGCCUGACCGCGUUGGGAACAGUCUUUGGUGUACUUGCGGCAAAUGUGUACCGAUGCCGACAGCAGAGGAAUGCCUUUGUUGCCGCGAAGUGAACGAGGCGGUACAGAAGCAACGCAGCGGUUGCAUAACAAGAAAUGAGUAUUUUGAGAUACUGUGCCUGGACACUGAGGUGCUCCAGGUGUCCUACUGCUAUGUGAGAGAAAGCGACGACUACGCCGUUAUCCGGAACAGCGAAGUAAACAAGAAGUUUAGGUACGUCGCCUACAGGCAGUUGACCAGGUGGCUCUGGGGACCGUUAGGAAAACACUGCAGGAAGGUCCUCCCAGCAUGUGCUGUACAUGCCAUAAGGGAUAAUUUUCCUUCCGAACUGUACAAAGGCUUUCGCCUUCCUGAUGUGUGAUGCAGUAGGUGUUCU